AGUGAAGUGUCGACUUAGUUACUCUAUAACCAGUGCUUGUUUCACAUAGUUGUUUAUUUAUCGUUCUUAACUUGGUCUAAACAACCACAAUGGAAACAGAAGCUAUGGAUCCAGCCCAAGAGUUCGUGGCGAAGGUCCACGCUCGACAGAAGCCGGUGCUCGAAGCUAUAGCACGUUGGGACUCUCCGGUUCAGCAGUUCUACGAGAACACUACUAUCUUCAUCACAGGAGGCUCCGGCUUCCUCGGCAAGCAGCUUAUAGAGAAACUCUUCAGAGCGACGAAGAUAUCCAAAAUUCUACUCUUGCUCAGAAGUAAAAAGGGAAAACCUAUUGAACAGAGAUUAUUGGACAUGCUACAGGAUCCCGUUUUUGACGCAGUAAAGGAAUUGCAUCCUAAUUUCGCCGAGAAGAUCGUACCAGUAGCCGGAGAUGUUGCUGAAAUGAAGCUCGGAUUGAGCGAGAAGGACUGGAACUUGGUUGCUGAUGAGACGGACAUAUUCAUGCACGUGGCUGCGACCACGAGGUUUGACGAGCCCCUCAAAAUAGCCACUUUGAUCAACGUCCGCGGUGCAAGGGAAGCUCUCCUGCUAGGCAAGGCUUGCAAGAAACUGAAGUCAUACGUCCACGUCUCAACAGCAUAUUCCCACGCCUGCGAGAACAUGAUCAACACAGAAGUCCUGGAGGACUUCUACAAGAGCCCCAUAGACCCGGAGACCCUCAUCCAGCUCGCUGAGACCCUUGAUGAAGAGAAACUUAAUGAAAUUAGUAGUGGAUUAAUCAAAAACUGGCCGAACACGUACUCGUUCGGGAAGGCGGUAGCCGAGGAAACUGUCAGGUCCAUGGCGGAUGGCCUGCCUCUGUGUAUUGUCAGACCUGCUAUAGUAAUUGUGGCACACAAGGAACCCACUCCCGGUUGGUUGGACAUGUCCAACGUUUACGGCGCCAGUGGAGUAGUCCUAGGCCCCGGCAUAGGCCUGAUGCACACAAUCAUGGCCGACAAUGACGUGAACAUAGGCCUAGUUCCAGUGGACUAUGUAAACAAUGCUAUCAUUGUGUCAGCGUAUGAAACCUAUAAGAAAGUUCAGAAAGGAGAGACCAAGCCUAAGAUUUAUACUGUAACUACUUCCACGAGAAAUCCGACGAGAUGGGGUUGGCUGGUAGACUUCACGGAAGGUUAUAUAGCGAAACAAUAUCCCAGCCCAUCGGCUAUAGCGUAUGCCUUUGCUUGGGGAACCAACAAUCCUACCGUAUUCUGGUUAUAUUCCUGGUUAUUGCAUUUUAUACCAGCUUAUGUCAUUGAUGCAGUAUGCUUUGUUUUGGGGAAAGAGAGGAGAUUCGUAAAAAUCUACACGAAAAUGUUCAAAAUGUCUAUGGCUCUAUCUUACUUCACUGUCAACGAUUGGCGAUUUAUCGAUGACAAUACCGCAGCACUAUACGACGGUUUAUCGACUAUCGAUAAAACUAUAUUCAACUUCGACGUCACUCAGCUACAGUGGACCGAGUACAUGGUACUGUGGUGUUUAGGACUCAGAAAGUUUAUAGUUAAAGACGGACUGAAAGGUUCAGUUUACGCCGUCAAAAAGCAGUUCUUUUUCAAGAUUUUGUUCUGCGUUCUCUUCCCAGCUUAUUUGUUCUUAUUGUACAAAGUAUUCAUUUUCGCUGUUUCUAGCUUGUAUUUAGUUUUAAGGUUAUUUUUUUGAUUAAAUUAAGUUACUUUUAAUGAUUGUUUAAUUUUGCCCACCAUAUCUAUGAUGAUUCCACCUUAUAAUUUUUGUUUUUUUUUUUAUACCAUAAAGACUUAAAUUCGAAACUAAAGCACAGAUUUGAGUAGGUAUCGAUAAAAUUGUUAUUUAUAUUUUAUCGACAGUCUAUAAAACUAUAUUCAACUUUGACGUCACUCAACUUUUGUAUAGUUAUCGGCACAGAUAUUGAGCUCUCGGCGGAAGAGUGGGGAUCGCUUUGCGCACUGUAUACUUAAGGCAAUAAACCAAUAAAUGACUUCUGCGCAGGUGAAGGUCAGGGCUCAAUAUCCUUGCCGAUGAUUAUAAUAAUACAUAUGUUGUUGGUUUGCCUGAAUAAAUGAAUAAAUAAACUACAGUGGGCCGAGUACCUACAUGGUACUACGGUGUUUAGGACUGAGAAAGUUUAUAGUUAAAGACGGACUGAAAGGUUCAGCUUACGCCGUUAAAAAACAGUUCUUUUUCAAGAUUUUGUUCUGCGUUCUCUUUCCUGCUUAUUUGUUCUUAUUGUAUAAAGUAUUCAUUUUCGCUGUUUCUAGCUUGUAUUUAGUUUUAAGGUUAUUUUUUUGAUUAAAUUAAGUUACUUUUAA
Messenger RNA from Helicoverpa armigera (cotton bollworm), 2329 nucleotides. Its product is annotated as fatty acyl-CoA reductase wat. Gene Ontology annotation, cellular component: peroxisome. Gene Ontology annotation, molecular function: alcohol-forming very long-chain fatty acyl-CoA reductase (NADP+) activity. Bases 90 to 1700 code for a protein of 536 amino acids. Gene Ontology annotation, biological process: long-chain fatty-acyl-CoA metabolic process. Lineage: Eukaryota; Metazoa; Arthropoda; Insecta; Lepidoptera; Noctuidae. The transcript has 11 exons. The record is from RefSeq and is a predicted model, not a curated record.